UCCAGCGCGCGUGCCACAACCAAUAGUUUCUCUGACAACUCUGGCACAGACAGUGCUAUUCUGCCAGAGGUCACAAGAAGGAGGGACGGAGGGGAGUGUGUGCAUUUCAUAUACAUUAAAAGGAAAGAGAGUUUUUUUCUUGUCGUAAUUUCAAGCUCGCGUGUCACCAUUUCCUCCAAAAACGAGCCGGACUUUUUAGCGCGAGCUUCCCGGGUGCUCCACAGCAAGCGAAUAAUUGGCGCGGUCGUGGGCAUCGUCAUGAUCGUGGCGCUGGUUAUCGCAAUUCCGCUUCUGGUCCAAACCUCUGUGGUUUCAGCGCACUACGAAAUGAUAGGCACCUGCCGGAUGAUCUGUGAUCCGUACAACCCUAAACCGAGCGCCACGGCGCUGGAGGUGAUGCAGGAUCUCAGUGCCAUCCCACCAUCUUUCGCUCAAGGAACUAGAGGAGAACCGGGCCGCCCGGGCAAACCGGGACCCAGGGGUCCACCUGGCGAACCUGGUCCGCCUGGUCCAAGGGGACCACCUGGAGACUCCGGCAGACCUGGAUUUACCGGCAUCACAUCGGGGACGGCGAGGACUGAGACAGGAGAUGUUGGUCCAGCGUUAGGGAACACCAAGAUCGCGUUUUACGUGGGUCUCAAGAACCCUCACGAAGGCUACGAGGUGCUCCGGUUUGAUGAUGUAGUGACAAAUGUCGGAAAUCAAUAUGAUCCCACAACUGGCAAGUUUACGUGUCAGGUGUCGGGGAUUUACUACUUCACCUACCAUGUGCUGAUGCGCGGAGGGGACGGGACAAGCAUGUGGGCAGACCUCUGUAAAAAUGGACAGGUUCGCGCGAGCGCCAUCGCUCAGGACGCCGAUCAGAACUACGACUACGCGAGCAACAGUGUCGUGCUGCACCUGGACUCUGGCGACGAGAUUUACGUCAAACUCGACGGCGGAAAGGCGCACGGAGGCAACAACAACAAAUACAGUACAUUUUCUGGCUUCAUUCUGUAUCCAGACUGAGCUGCCACUCGCCUCGUUUCACACGGACUGUUCGUGAAUCUCCUCUCUCCGCGCGACACUCCAUUGCCAUUCCUGUCUGUAUAGUGUCGCUGGGAAUAUAAGGAUCAUCUGAACUCAGCGCCUGUGUGAGAAUUUGUUGUCUGAAUUUGUCCCUUUCUGUUUAAUGAUGUCUUGUGUUUGGCUAUAAUACCCAGUUAAACGAAACAUUAAGCAGCAAAACAUGCACAGGAUGGUGAUCAGGAUACCACAUCUAGAUGAUUAUUAGCAUAUUUGUACAGUUCUCCAAGUGAUUUUUGCUCAAAUGGAAUGAUUUUCCUGUAUAACUGCAUUUAUGAGCCCCUAGUCUGGACUUAUGCAAUUUCUGGUGUUAGAUAAGUUGGAUUCAUGUAGCAUAUUUUGGUCUAAUACUGGAUAUCUUAAGCUGGACAAGUGUAAACAGGUUUUAAGCAUUUCAGCUCCUAUUAAAGGGAACGCUUAUCUAAAAAUCCUGUCAUCAUUCACUCAAUCUCAUGGCAUUACAAACCUACACAGAUUUCUUUCUUUUGUGUAACCCAAAAAAGAGAUAUUUUGUAAAAUGUCUAGCUUUCCUCCCCAUACAGUAAAGCCAAUGGGGUCCGACAUUGUUUGGGUUGGGUAUACAGUAGAAAGAAAGUCAUGCAGGUUUGGAACAACAUGAGGGUGAGUAAAAAUGAAGGGAUUUUAUAUAUAUUUGGCUGAAUUAUCCCUUUAAAUCCUAAUUUAAGCUCUAUUACAAAUGACUGAGCAUUAGAGCAUUACAGUGUGUUUUCAGUUUGUAUUUAAAUAACAAAUCUGUGUGUGUGUGUUUUAAUGAAGUGUUGUAAUUUGGCAGUGAACUCUGGGACUUGACGUUUGACCUCACACAGGUUCUUCUGAGACCUCCAGCGGUAACACAGCUAAUACACUGAGCGUGCCAAACAUCACGGCCAAAGACAGAGAGGGGGAACAUGAUGUCUAGUCAAAUCAACCAAAUAAAGUCCACAUAAUACAACAUUUCCAACAAAGGACAUCUGUUAUUUAGAAAAUCACAUUGACCAAAAAAACUGAGUUUAGCUGCUUUUUGAUGAGUAUUUGGUGCCUGUACAUUCAGAUGUUUUACGUUCUGGUUUAAAAGAGAAGGUUAAUAAACAUCCUUA
Molecule: messenger RNA, 2162 nt
Organism: Ctenopharyngodon idella (grass carp)
Lineage: Eukaryota; Metazoa; Chordata; Actinopteri; Cypriniformes; Xenocyprididae
Gene: c1ql2
Product: complement component 1, q subcomponent-like 2
Molecular function (GO): protein binding
Source: RefSeq, a predicted model, not a curated record